Molecule: messenger RNA, 585 nt
Organism: Macroventuria anomochaeta
Lineage: Eukaryota; Fungi; Ascomycota; Dothideomycetes; Pleosporales; Didymellaceae
Exons: 1
Source: RefSeq, a predicted model, not a curated record
ACUCAGCCGCCACGUGCGUUUAGUAGUGCUGCCACAGAGGCUUCAACAGAGGAUAGUGUGGAUGAGAGCUUGGUCAACUUCACUGACUAUGAAGGCCUUGAUUGGAGUCGUGUGAAGGGCUUCGCGCCGCCUCUCAGUACACCUACAGGCAAACCCAGCUGGGUAUAUAGGCAUGGCUGGCGGAUUUGGAAGGAGCACACACAGCCCGAACAGCUCUACUUUCUCUGCAAGUACUGCCACACACAAAGGAAGCCUGGCGGCUUACUACAGGUUGGAUCGGCAACCAGCUCUGCUAUCACACAUUUGAAAGCUGAUAAACCUGGCCAUCAGCUUAGCAAAGACGGGCUUAUAGUCCGCCAGAAGCUGCUCUAUACUGGUCAACCAUCAAUACGAUCAGUACUACAAAACGGUGUCAAAUUCAGUCACAACACCUAUCGAGAGCUGGGUAACUUCAACGUACAGGGCUUCCGCGAAACUGCUGUUAUGUGGCUAGUCAACAACAAUCGACCUUUGCACGAGUUUGAAACCAAGUCCUUCCGUACAAUGAUAAAGUACGCCAAUCCAGAGGCAGAGGCAGCGCUGUGG